Messenger RNA from Rhincodon typus (whale shark), 1790 nucleotides. It is a transcript of the gene fahd1, whose product is annotated as fumarylacetoacetate hydrolase domain containing 1. Bases 264 to 920 code for a protein of 218 amino acids. The transcript has a single exon. Lineage: Eukaryota; Metazoa; Chordata; Chondrichthyes; Orectolobiformes; Rhincodontidae. Gene Ontology annotation, molecular function: acetylpyruvate hydrolase activity. Gene Ontology annotation, cellular component: mitochondrion. The record is from RefSeq and is a predicted model, not a curated record.
AGCAGCAUAGUCAGAGUCCGGGGACUGGGGACGCUCCAGCUACACACAGCAGCCUUUCACCUCCAACCCUCAGCCUCUCCUUCAUUGGGCGAUCUCAACCAAUUGCAACAUUUUCCCCAUAACCCUUGCGCACGUUGUCAUUGCGAAUAGUUUAAAGAAGGCCGAGGAGCAAUUAGGACUUUGCAAUAUCUGUACAAAGGUACAGAGAGAGAGAGAAAGACUCUGGGACCUGAAGCUGUUUUCUAAUUUUCAGUUUCAGAGCCAUGGCUCGGGACUUGCACUCUUUCUGGGAGUGGGGCAGGAAAAUUGUCUGCGUUGGCAGGAAUUACGCCGAACACGCUCGGGAAUUGGGGAACCCCGUACCCGGAGCCGAGCCGCUGCUCUUCCUGAAGCCGGUCAGUGCCUACCUAAGACCGGGAUCUGCGAUCCGGCCACCCCGCUAUAGCCGCCAGGUGCAGCCGGAGGUAGAGCUGGGGUUGGUGCUGGCUAAGGGCGGCAGCUCUAUCCCGCAGGAAGAAGCUAUGAGCUACCUGGGAGGUUACGCGCUUUGCCUGGACGUGACAGCUCGGGACACCCAGGAGGAGUGCAAGAGAAAAGGUCACCCUUGGACUCUGGCCAAAGCCUUCGACUGCUCUUGUCCAGUGAGCGACUUCAUCCCCAAGGACAGGAUCCCUGAGCCACACCGCCUGACUCUCUGGCUCAAGGUCAAUGGGCAGCUCAGGCAGCAGGGACACACCUCCCAGAUGAUAUUCCCCAUCCCCUAUCUCAUCAGUUAUAUCAGUGGGAUUAUGAAACUGGAAGAAGGGGACCUGGUCCUCACGGGGACACCGGCAGGAGUGUCUGAUGUGCAGGAACAUGAUGAACUGCAAGCUGGCAUUGAUGACCUGAUCACUAUGAAGUUCAAAGUGGAAAGCAAUUAAUUUUAUUGCAGAAUUAAUUAUUUGUAUUAUUAUUUUCUGUACAAUAGCAGCGUGGAAUUCUGUCUGUCAAUUGCUGAACAAUACGAAUUACUUGAUUUCUAUUGAGAUAGGUACAUUUCUAUUUGGCUUACCUUCUCUGGACCAUAAACAAUGUAAUCUGUGACCUGAUAUUAAAUCAUUCCUUACAUUACCAGUGACUACACUACUAGUGCCACAAGUAAAAUUAUUUUUAAUCAAUCUAUUUGUGGAUAUUAUUGACACACUUUUAGUUGUAGGUAGGAGUUGAAUGCAGACCUUCUGCCUCAGAUAGGAUCACAAGAGCACCCUCCACAGAUAUAAAUUGAUAUUUCAUGGCAGAUUGCUUUGUGCUACAUGGCUGCUGUAUUGUAACAUUACUUAAAAAAAAGUUUAGUGCUUUGGGAUAUCUUGAAAGUAGUUAUUACAAUUUAAAUGUAACUUCCUUCAUCUCACAUUAUUCCUAUUUCAACAACCACUUGCAACAAACUAGGACUUAAUUCUAAAGUUAUGUUGCUCAAAAUUAUCUUUCUCAAUCUAACUUGUGUCAAGAUAAGAAUCUAUAAUUGUAUAGGACAUGUCAGGUGUUUUUCAGAAUUCAAUUGGAUGUAUGUUGAUAAUUUUAUAUGUCCACCACUAUACUAAAAUUUCAGUGACAAUACUAACUUAGAGGAAUCACUGUCAGCUGACUCAUAAAUUCUGAUUUUUAAACACAUUUUGUACUGUGGGUGACCAUCAAAUCCUUUGAAUAAUUGGUUUUGUGAUUUAGGAGUUUUCAUAAUUUUUGUCUCAGUAUAAUUUUUAGAAAAUUGAUCUUUCAUGUGAUGCAGAUGUAACUGGCGAGGUCAGCAUUUG